Molecule: messenger RNA, 1404 nt
Organism: Exophiala xenobiotica
Lineage: Eukaryota; Fungi; Ascomycota; Eurotiomycetes; Chaetothyriales; Herpotrichiellaceae
Exons: 3
Coding region: 83-1141 (352 amino acids)
Molecular function (GO): 2 iron, 2 sulfur cluster binding; iron ion binding
Source: RefSeq, a predicted model, not a curated record
CAGUAGGUAUUUGGAUACCUGUUUUGGCAUUGACUGGUGCAGGUCAUCUAUAUUAGUACCCAACACCUACUCCGUACUGUUGAUGAUAUAUCGGGCUGGCAUAUUUAUUAGCUGGCAGUGCUACGUUGUGACGUGGUCCAUCAGUGUCAAGCCAAUUCAAGUCCCCAGGGAAACAACCAUGGACGCCACCAAGACAUUGCCAGCUUCGUGGUAUACCUCACAGAAUCUGUACCAUCUUGAACAACGCGCCGUCUUCUACAAGUCAUGGUACCUCGUCGGCGCCGUACCCCGAUUCGCGGUCGACCAUGAAGUCGACUUCGAGUUCGCCGGCGUCACCGUCGUCGUCCGCCACGAUGGCAAUGAAAACUUCACCGUGACCAGGAAAUCUGAUGGUCUCGAGCUCGACCACUACCUCACACCCACGGGCCUACUUUUCACCACCGUCGACCCCUCCGCCCCGUCUUUCUCGCAAUGGUUCCCGGCAUCGCUUCUCGAAUUGCUCUCGGGCUACAACUUCCGCCGCCUUCCGCACCGCCGCACCAUCAAAUACCCCGGCCGCUUCAACUGGAAGACCAUGGUCGACGGGUACCAAGAGUGUCUGCACUGCCAGUACACUCAUCGGUCGUUUAGCGUGAAAUACCCGCCGACGUUUUACGAGGUGCACAACCACAACACCUACAGCCGGCACAUCGCUGACCCAGCGAAUCCAAACGACGGCCUCUUCUUGUUCUUCUAUCCCAUCUGCACGCUGAACUUGUACGGCGGUGGGAUGAGCAGUUUCCGUGUGUGUCCCGGCGAAAAGGUCGGCGAUACGCGCAUGGAGUUUGAUUAUUACUUUGAUGAUGGCAAGGGUGGGACGGAAGGGUUCGAGGAGUAUUUCAAGUUCGUGCGCAAGGUUGCCCUGGAAGAUUACGAGUUGUGCGAGGUCGCGCAGAGUAAUCUCGAAAGAGGGAUUUAUUCGCAAGGGGUGUUGAAUCAGAAGAAGGAGAGUGGUGUUCUUCAUUACCAGCAAUUGACGAGGAAGAUGGUCGUCGAGAAGUUCAAGGAGGAAGAGGCCGAGAAGAAUGCGCUGACGCCAGCGAGUAGUAGAGCGAGUGUAGGGUAUGUGAGUGGGCAAGACGAUGUGUCGGUCUCGGCAUGAGAUGAUGGUGGUUGAUUUAGCGGUUCUAUCAGACAUCAUGGCUGGCAGUGGCCGUGGUGCAUACUAUACCAUACAGUGCAGAUCCAACGCGGUUCUUAGAAGGUGACUUGCUCGAAGGUGUCGAAGCAGAGUCUGAGGUAUUCGGAUUGACGAAAGACGCUGGCCUUUACUUGCCAGCAUUGUUGGCAGAUAGUAUCUGUCUCCAUACGUUGUCGCCAUGCAUGUCCAUUUCGCGUCGAUCAUUAGGUAGCAUCUGUCUCCAU